GUCAGGGCGGCUCAGAGCCGAUCAGAGCGGAGAGAGCGCGGUGCUGUAUCGGAGGUAGAGUCGCUGAGUGCCCGCAGAGACAGAGCGCAGUCCGGGCGGCUAAACACUCACACGGAGCUCAACGCGGGGGAGAAAACACGAGGACACGGAAGAACAGAACCGGGACAGAACCGAAAGCUGACCAAACCCACAGUUUUCCGUCACCAUCAUGCAUACAGUUGGACGAAUGAGGUUUUAUCAUUUUUCAUAGAGCAAAUUACCAAAAACGAGGACGAAAGGAGCUACAGAAUUUUUUAACGACAACCAAAACCCAGCGAUAUUCUUGAAGGCGAAGAUGGCUAGCACUCAGGCGAGCAUGAAAACUCAGUUUAAAGACCCAACUUCGUUCAAGAACAGCAUGAAGAGGCUGUACCGAGAGAAGCUGGAGGACGCGCCCAUUAAGAAGCGAGUGAUGGCGGAGAUGAAGCUGAAGCGGCGUGGUGGCCUGGACCUGCUGGUCCGGAGUGCCAAAGUGAAACGGGAGCAGGCGGAGGACGAGUCGCGCUGCGAUGGGGACGCCGAGGGGCAGGAUAUGCAUGCUGGGAAGGCUCUGGAUCUGAGUCCGGGGCUCAAGCACACAUUGGCCCAGUUUACCCUGAGCAGCCAGAGCUCUCUGGGCGGCCCAGCUGCUUUUUCGGCCAAAACGGCCCAGGAGGCGAGCCUUCCGGGUGGGAUGGCGCCGCUUCCUUCGCCGUCUUUCCUGGGCGUGGGGCCUUUGCUGGUUCCCUGCGACAGCUCCACCGAGCUCACGCACUCCAUACUGGAAGGAGAGUCCAUUUCCUGCUUCGUGGUGGGCGGAGAAAAGCGGCUUUGCCUGCCGCAGGUGCUCAACUCAGUUUUGCGAGAUUUCUCCCUGCAGCAGAUCAACGCGGUUUGCGAUGAGCUUUACGUCUACUGCUCCCGCUGCGACGCAGACCAGCUGCACAUCCUCAAAGUUUUGGGCAUCCUGCCUUUCAACGCGCCGUCCUGCGGUCUCAUCACGCUGACGGACGCCCAGCGGCUGUGCAACGCCCUGCUGCGCCCGGGGGCCGCCGUCCAGGCUGAGACGGCUCUGCUGAAGGUGAAGGACAGUGAGUCCGGCUUCCAGGUGGAGCACCAGUGCCUGGGGAAGUGCCAGGGCCUGUUUGUGCCGCAGUUUUAUCUGCAGCCGGACGCCCCCUGCGUGCGCUGCCUGGAGUGCCAGCUGCUCUUCUCGCCGCAGAACUUCGUCAUGCACUCCCACCGCUCGCCCGACAAGAGGACCUGCCACUGGGGCUUCGACUCGGCCAAGUGGCCCUGCUACCUUCAGCUCAGCCGCAGAUACCAGGGAGCGGCCGAGGAGCCCAAACUCAAACAGCUGCUCGACGAGAUGAAGAACAAGUUCCACUCGCAGACGCUGAAGAGGACGCUGGACAAGAAGGCGCUGGACGAUGACAGCCAUGUGAGGAAGUCCAGCCCUGACCUUCGCCCUUCUGCUGAUAAGCUGUGUGAUAAGGAGCUGGAGAAAAAGGGUGAAGACCAGCCUGCGCUCGGCUUCAGUCGCCUGUUUCCCGACAUCAAAGAGGAAGCGGCCCACGCUCCCAUCGUCCACCCCAGCUACUACCUGUACCCGUACGAUAAGAUGGUGGCGCCAAACGUGUCUCUGCAGAAGGAUGGCGAGGUGGGAGCGGAGGUUCUGGGAGCGCUGCUCAAACAGCACUACAGCAGGAGAACACACAACCAGGACAGCCAGCCAGAUCUCCAUGUGUCUGCUUCCUCCGUUGCCGGGGAGGUUAAAUCCUGUCGCCAGGGCGAAGCGCCGGCCGUUGCCGUGGAGACGGUGUGCGGUAAGGAGGAUGAUAAGGAGCGAAUCGUGCUGGAGAUCGUCCAGAUGUACAACAGACAGCAGGAGAAACUCAACGCCACACUGCACCGGCAGCUGCAGCUUGAGACGGAGUUGGAGGUGGUGCGAGGCGGUGAGGCAGCCCAGCUGAGGCAGCUGUCGGCGGAGCACAGCGAGCUGCAGAGUGAGCUGGAGGCCGUUCACACUGAGCAUGCUCAGAAGCUGGGGGAGGUGCGUCAGGAGCAGAGGGAGCUGGAGCGCAGGCUGGAGCAGCUCAGACAGCAGGGCUGCACCUGUAAACCUAAAGAGCAGGAGCAGCAGUACACCGCACAGCUGUGUGAGCUGCGGUGUCGUCUGGAGCGCGCCGAGGCGGAGCGCCAGGAGCUGCAGGACGAGUUGCGACGGGAGCGCGAGGCGCGAGAGAAACUGGAGCUCAUGAUCACUCAGCUGCAGCAGCAGAUCAUCCGGACCUCCAGCAAGACCAGCUCCACGCUGUCCUCCUCCAUGGUGCAGGAGACCUCGGCCAGCUAAACACAUACGUCACUGCAGCCUGGAACACGCCCCCCCCACACAUACCCCAUCACCCCCCCCCAUCACCGAGUCCCAGACACAAGCAGAAUCGGCCCCUCCGGACACCGAGGACGGGCCUCACGUGUUCGUUUUUUACGUUUAAAAGACUUUAAUAUCUCUUUUAUAAUUUAACAUCACUUAAAACAGAUAUUUUAUGUUGUGUUGUGUCGUCGCCCAUUCUUAGACAGUAUUUAAAACCUUUGUACGUGUUUUAAUUUAUAGUUUUGCUAAUAGGCUGCUUAUUAUGGACACUUUUGUCCUUUUGUUUCUGUUUUCGCUCCUGGACUGGACUGAAGAAACUGUGGGGCAGUUUGGAAACGGAAUAAACUGUUUAAGAGCCCCAAGGAGCCACAGUGACCCCUAAAAAGACUCGCCAGCCACAGCGGAAAACUAGGAUUUUCAACUUUAAUACGAAAAAAAAUGAAAUGGUUGAGAAAAACAGGUCCGAAAAAAGGCCACGACGAGAACUUCGUCCAGAACAUUGCAGCCAUUGUGCUUCUUCAUGAAGGUGAAAGGCGGGAGGAUGGCGGAGCCCCUCGGAGAGGCCCUGCUGGCCUCAGACGAUAAUCCUCCUCCUCCCUCCUUUCCCUUUUCCCCCUCCCUCUCUCUCUCUCUCUGCCCGGCGCCUGCUGUCUGCUGGUGAUUAGAUGUUUCCUGGAUGUUUUCGUUCACUGUGGAGUUGCACACGUGCGCUUGCUCGCCACCUGCUGGACACACAAGGACACAAAACAGUAUUCAGCCUCUUCAGUGAACAGAAAUGCAGGGAAUAAUGUAUUUUCUCGUUCUGUUUGCAGCGUAACAGGUAUAUAAUGUGAGAGAGUGAGCAGCGCACGCUGAACAGAACCGGGUCUGAUCCCAAACAGCCCAGAAUAAGAGAGCGCCAGGGAGGGAGGGGGCCCAGGGGGCCCGGGGCUCUAGAGCCGGAUUCACGAAAGCAUCCUAAGAAACAAAACAGUGCUAAAUGUAAACGUGUGAUCGCCUCACGGUUCCACAGGUGCCAAAUUUUCCAAAUUUUCUGCAUGUUUUUUACUCUACACUCUUAAAAAAGAUGGUUCUUCAAGGGUAAAGACAGUGGUUCUGUAUAGAACCAUGAACACUCAAAGAACCACUUGCAUGCCUUGAUGAUUCUUCAGAUUGUUGGAGAAUGUUUUGAAAAUGUUUCCAUGAAGGUGUCACAAACUUGAUAUUGUACCAAUAGCAGAACCAUUUUUGGUGCUACAUGGAACCAUUUUCAAAAAGGUUCUAUUUAGAACCAUAUACAACACAUUCUCCAUCAAGCUGAAGAAACAUUUCACCAUUUGAGAACCAUUUGAGCAUGCAGGUGGUUCUGAGUGUUCAUGGCUCUCUAUAGGACUGUAUAUAUUCACUAAAGAACCCUUGGAGAACCAUCUUUUCUGAGAGUGUUCUAUCACUUUCAGUUUUUUUAGUAAAUAACAUUUUUCCAUUUUAGUGUCAAAAUAAACUUGAAAAGCUAAAACUCAUUUAACAUGUAUCUGCUGCUGUAAUCAGAAGACUAUGAGACUAGAUUGUUAUAUUUUAUUGAUAAUUAAACAUUUAUGAUAAUAAUUAAAAGAGGAAAGAAGAUAUUUGUGAGUUUGUAAACUGUGUUUAAGGAUGUUCUUAAAAAUCAGGUGAAAAAAAAGUUCACAUCAAGUAUUUUUUUUUUUUUUGGAACGGUGAGUUUUAUAUAUAUAUAUAUAUUAUAGCAAUCUUACAUUAUAUAUACAGUGUCUUAUAGUGGAAAGAGGAUUAUCACAUAGAAUUGUUUAUAUUUACAUUCUAUUUUUAAGGACAUUGUGCAGAUCUCAGCAGUUUUAUUCUGUUUGUUUCCUCCCUUUUGGAUCGCUUUCGUGAAUGCGGCGCCCCCUGGUGUCCGGCUCCGGUCAGUAUUUCAGAGGAGCUGUGAUAUCUGCAGGGCAGAGGGGUUUUUAGCACGUUGCUGUAAGCGAGGUGCCAGACGAGUUCCAGCAGCGUCUGGAGCUUCUUCUCAUUCGCUUCAUUCACCGUCAGCUCCGACUGAGAACGCUCCGGUUCUCCAGGCUGGGCUCUACAGGCCGGAGGGUGUUUAUCAGAACAAAUAUAUAUACAGAUACGCUCUCACAGAGUCUGACGGGGCGUUUAUAAGCUGACAAACACGCAAAAAAAGUAAAAUUAAAAAAAGAAGAGAAAGUUUAAUCCACCAUACUGUAAAUGCGUGCUUUCUGUUUAUCCCCCUCCCUAAAAAAAAAAGAAAAAAAGAAAUCUUGGAAAUUUAUUUAAUGUAUUAACUGAUAGAUUUAUACACUUUGUACAUACUACAGUAGUCUUUAAUAUAUUAAUAAUAUGUGAUUAUAAAGAAUCUUUAAAAAGAUUAUAUCAGUCCCCUGAGGAGUGAAGCUCACUGGGGCUUUUUUCUAUGAGGUGUGAGAUGCAUGAUGGUGUGAGAAGAGAAGGGUGAAAAAAUAAUCAUUACAGCUGUUUAUUAUUAUUAUUAUUAUUAUUAUUAUUAAUAUUAUUAUUAUUAUUUUUAUUAUUAUUUUUAUUUAGUGGUUGCCCCUGGGAUUAAUGGGGCUGUUCAUGUCUGAUGUAUGUUCACCCUGUUACCAUAACGACCGAACGUUAAAAUGUUUUUGUACGAAAGAACGAGGAACGCAUGGAUGUUGUUAGCGAAGCUGCUCUGCUCUUUAAAAAGAUUUUUAUACUGUUCACAUCCUGAGAGUUGCUCUAAAGAGCGGAAAGGCCGGCUGGGUUUUUACUCAACUUAUAUAAUCGCUCUACUCAGGCUCCGCCCACUCAGACUAUAUCACAAUACCUACAUUUAGAGUCAGUUACUCAUUCAGCCUAAUGAGAAACUGUAGAACAGACUCAGUUUAUAUCACAAUACCUACAUUU
Molecule: messenger RNA, 5281 nt
Organism: Colossoma macropomum (tambaqui)
Lineage: Eukaryota; Metazoa; Chordata; Actinopteri; Characiformes; Serrasalmidae
Gene: skila
Product: SKI-like proto-oncogene a
Exons: 8
Coding region: 335-2371 (678 amino acids)
Biological process (GO): negative regulation of BMP signaling pathway
Cellular component (GO): nucleus
Molecular function (GO): SMAD binding; RNA polymerase II cis-regulatory region sequence-specific DNA binding; DNA-binding transcription factor activity, RNA polymerase II-specific
Source: RefSeq, a predicted model, not a curated record